This is a messenger RNA of Scomber scombrus (Atlantic mackerel), 1056 nucleotides long. Its product is annotated as alpha-N-acetylgalactosaminide alpha-2,6-sialyltransferase 1-like. Lineage: Eukaryota; Metazoa; Chordata; Actinopteri; Scombriformes; Scombridae. Bases 1 to 1056 code for a protein of 351 amino acids. The transcript has 9 exons. The record is from RefSeq and is a predicted model, not a curated record. Gene Ontology annotation, molecular function: sialyltransferase activity.
AUGGAGGCAGUUGCUGAGACUCCUAUGCCCGUCCUCUCCAUAAAAGCCUUCAAGAAACUCCCCAAAUGGGAUUUUGAGGAUAAAUAUAACCAGGAUGCUCCACCCAGAGAGCCCACAUGCGCCCAGUCUCUACGGAUGUCUAACGAUGAGAAGUUUAAGAAGGCUUUCCUUCCCAACAUACGCUUGUUUCUGCACAAAGACAAUAUCAACAUGAGCGAGUGGAACCGACUCUCCCAUUUUAACAAUCCUUUCGGUUUUAUGGGGUUCAAGUAUGAUGAUGUGAUGGACUCAGUGAAAUUCAUCCCAAAGCCAAAGGAGCCACUUCUCCGUCCAGGCAAAGAUGGAUGUAUUCGCUGUGCUGUGGUGGGCACUUCUGGGAUCCUCUAUGGCUCUAAAUUGGGGAAAGAGAUCGAUGCACACGAUUAUGUGUUCCGGAUGAACGGCGCUGUCAUAAAGGGUUACGAGGAAGACGUAGGAAACAGAACGUCAGUGUACGUUCACACGGCCCACUCCAUCACUUCAUCCGCGUACGUGCUGAAGAAGUUCGGAUACAAAUCUGUCCCACAUGAUGAGGGUAUAAAAUUUGUGAUGAUUCCUGAGGGGAUGAGGGAUUUCCAAUGGCUUCAGGGUCUUCUCAAAGGAGAAAGGGUCUCUGAAGGUCCAUAUAAAAACCGGCGGCCAAGGACUUACUAUGCCGAUCAGUACAAUGAGACCCGCUUCUACGUUCUGCACCAGGACUUUCUCAGAUACGUGCGGAACAGGUUCUUGUUGUCUCGUAAUGUGAAUGCUUCAUUCUGGGCAAUAGUGAGACCAACCAAUGGGGCAUUCACUCUCUUCCUGGCUCUACACACCUGUGACAUAGUGGAUGCAUAUGGAUUCAUUACUGACAACCAUAACAAAUACUCCAAUUACUACUAUGAGAAAAAUGCUAAAACCCAUAUAGUUUUUUACGCCAAUCAUGAUUACAUACUGGAAAAGAAUAUGUGGAAAAAACUGCACGACAGCAAAAUAAUGAAGCUAUAUUUCAGACCAGACCCUGAAAACAAAAAACCAUAA